ACCGCUCUAUCAGCAGAUGUCAGAUGAUUCUUGAGCUCGCUCUCCCGUAGCAACAUUAAGGGGACUUAUCAACGGAGACUGGCAACUGUUGAAACAUCUUUUAUCAACAUUAACUGAGCAGCAACCUAUAUCCAGACAAUGAUUCCAGAGUUGUCCAACCCCUCGGUGUGUAUGAGGGACCCUCAGAGGGUGGAGGAGAUCCUGCAGUCCAUGGUGAAGGCUGGCUCCAACACCGUGCAGGUGAUCGCAGAUUUUGACAUGACUCUGACAAGAUUUGCAUACAAGGGCAAAAGGUGCCCUACAUGUCACAAUAUUCUUGACAACAGCAAUCUUAUCUCCAAUGAAUGCAGAGAAGAGCUGAAGGUUCUGCUCGACACAUACUACCCUAUAGAGAUCGACUCGGCACGAUCAAUAGCAGAAAAGCUGCCCCUGAUGGUGGAAUGGUGGACUAAAGCUCACAAAAUCCUGGUGCAGCAGAAGAUUAGGAAAGACCUGCUGGCCACGGCGGUGCGGGAUUCUGACGCCAUGCUGAGGGAGGGCUACCAGCUCCUCUUCGACCACCUGCAGGAGCACAGCAUCCCCCUCCUCAUCUUCUCUGCUGGAAUUGGAGAUAUCCUAGAAGAGGUUAUCCGCCAGGCCGGAGUCUUCCACUCCAACGUCAAAGUCUUCUCCAACUACAUGGACUUCGAUGAGUCUGGAUUGUUGAAGGCUUUCAAGGGAGAGCUGAUCCACAUCUACAACAAACGGGAAGGCGCUCUGCUGAACACCGGUCAUUUCCAGGAGCUGCGGACGCGCCCCAACGUGCUCCUGCUGGGAGACUCUCUGGGAGAUCUGACCAUGGCCGACGGGGUGCAGGACAUGGAGAACAUCCUCAAGAUCGGCUUCCUUAAUGACAAGGUGGAGGAGAGGAAGCAGUCUUACUUGGACUCGUAUGACAUAGUGUUGGUACAAGAUGAGACCCUGGAAGUCCCCAAUGCCAUAAUGCUCCACCUGACAGGCAAUAAGUAAAGUGAGCACUGCUGUUUUCUAUUGUACGCUCCAGUGCCAUCAGCUGAAGCUCAGAAGGUGCCAGUGGAAGGCUUAUUUCGAAAGUUACACGAUUGUUUUACAAAACUCUUCACAAGUCCAGUUUACAGACACGGCUCACGUUCACCAUGUCACCCUUUGAUAUUUUCCUCCAUUGGCCUUCCACUCAUGUUUAUAGUCAAACUGACCAUACUGUGUGUGAUUUGUUUGGUGUGUGGAAGAAAUAAGAUAAUAUUGUUUUUGUUGGUGGGUCUGUUUUUGUCUUCAUAUAGGAUGUCAUGAUAAAGGGAAAAAACGUUACAUAAGUGGCAGCAUUGGACAUCUGGUUUGAAACCAAUUCCUUACAAUAAGCUCUUUACCAGCAGAUACAAACUUGAAACUUGAUUUUUUUUUCAAAAGCGUUUUCUUACAGUGUCAAGUCUUCCAGUUUCUGGACUCAUUGUAAGUUUACAGUACAGGUUGUAUUUGUUAUGAACAUUUUUACAUUUUGCAAUGUUUUUGUUAACAUUAUAAGGGGUUAACUCUGGCAAAUACAUCAGAUUUUAAGCUUAAAAUAAAUAGUCAUUUUUUAAAUGUGGUGGAGUGCACUGAAAGGUCAACGUAUUUAAAAUGACUAACAUCUAUCUCAUAAGUGUUGGUAUUAAGAUUAUCAUAACUUAGUGUGUUUACAUGAAGUAACCUUCUGUCAUUUUAACAACGGUUGAUUCAAAAGUGUGCACUGCAACAAACACAUUUGUUUUUUAAUUCAAUAACCAGUUUAAUAAUUAAUUUUUCAUAUGGAUAAUAAAAUAAAUGUAGUUUGAUUCUGUCACACAUGUCAUACCUCUAUCUCCUCCAUUUCGACACAGUUGUCUGUCAAAUCAAACUGAAACAUGUAUUAUGAUUGUGUGAAAUAAAGUUUCAUUUUACUACAAAA
Messenger RNA from Gymnodraco acuticeps, 1942 nucleotides. RefSeq names its product cytosolic 5'-nucleotidase 3-like. The record is from RefSeq and is a predicted model, not a curated record. Gene Ontology annotation, cellular component: cytoplasm. Bases 139 to 1008 code for a protein of 289 amino acids. The transcript is spliced from 10 exons. Lineage: Eukaryota; Metazoa; Chordata; Actinopteri; Perciformes; Bathydraconidae. Gene Ontology annotation, molecular function: magnesium ion binding; 5'-nucleotidase activity.